AUGUUUGACUUGGUCGGUCUCCUGGUUUGUGUUUUCGCCCACACGCUGGAAUACGCACCACUUGCUCUCAUCGGUUACUGCGUCUGGUUUCAGGUUGAACAAGUUUUGUUUAAGCGCAAGUUGGCUGCCUACAAGCCAGUUCCAAUUCCUGAAAUCUGUCCCUACACCUCCGACCAAGUAAGUGUCAUUGCCUGCACUGUCGACACUCUCCUCGCCAGCUCCCUCCGUACUUGGUUGGCAAACAACCCACUUGAGGUGAUUAUCGUCACAGUUCCUAAGCACAUCGAGCAUAUUCGCUUAGUCGUGGAUAAUGCACAGCUCACACCUGCCGACUUUGAGAAAGUCACAAUUGUUGCCUCACCAGAAAUGGGUAAGCGUCCGCAGUUAGUACUUGGAAUCAACAAUGCUCGUGGCUCGGUUUUCGGCCUUGUUGAUGAUCACAUUGCAUGGGGACCACGUUUCUUGGAGGCAAUGUUGCCUUGCUUCCAAGAUCAACGCGUCGGUGCCAUUUCCCCAGAAAUUGAUGCCAUCAUUCCAGAAGAGCGUCGUAAUCCUGACAUUAUUUCGCCCUGGGAGGUAAUGGCAAUGCGGGUACGAUGGAACAGCAACCCACGACUGAAGGUUGCCUAUGCUGCAGCACGAUGGGCAUGGGGUAUCUGUGGCGUCACUGGUGUUUACCGCGCUGAAAUCCUCAAGGACCCUGUCUUUAUUGAUGCCUAUAGAAACGAAUUGUGGUUUGGCAAGAAGAUCGACAUCGGUGAAGACAACUUCAUUUCUCGCUGGUUGCAAUCACAUGACUGGAUCAUCGCUAUUCAAGCUCUACCAGAGACUGUUGUGUCCCGCACUGUCAAGAGGACAUCCGAUUUCCUGCUGCAGAUGUGUCGAUGGGAACGCAGCACAAUCUUAACCCACCUGCGACAACUAUUAGAGGUCAAGCGAACUCGGAGAUCCCUCUUUGUCUUUCGUAAGACUUUGGGUCGGAUCAUUCGACCUGUGAUUACAUGGACGUAUAUCUUCUUCUUCACCCUAUCGAUGUGGACUAAGCCUAUUGUACCCCUUAUCAUCUUCGUCUUCUACGUUCACAAGACUUACCCAACUUACGAGUUCUUCUUCGCUAAGCAUCCCUAUAUGCGACGAUACUGGUGGGCUGUCAUAGCCCAGGACUUAUUCCAUGUCGUUCAGGACCCCAUAUGCUGGCUUACGCUAGGCAACGUCACAUGGGAGGCGCGCAAGGUCACAGCUGAGGAGCAGAACAAUAUCAAAUAG
Messenger RNA from Truncatella angustata, 1266 nucleotides. RefSeq lists its product as uncharacterized. The transcript has 5 exons. NCBI's taxonomy places the organism in Eukaryota, Fungi, Ascomycota, Sordariomycetes, Amphisphaeriales, Sporocadaceae. The coding region runs from base 1 to 1266 and encodes 421 amino acids. The record is from RefSeq and is a predicted model, not a curated record.